Messenger RNA from Zygotorulaspora mrakii, 525 nucleotides. RefSeq lists its product as uncharacterized. The record is from RefSeq and is a predicted model, not a curated record. Lineage: Eukaryota; Fungi; Ascomycota; Saccharomycetes; Saccharomycetales; Saccharomycetaceae. The transcript has a single exon. Bases 1 to 525 code for a protein of 174 amino acids.
AUGGGUCAGAAUACCGAUUUCUAUAAAAAAAAUAUCAUAACAACAUAUAUGAGCGCAUUUGCAUUGAACAGUUAUCCAACGUCACCAAAUCAAAAGAAUAAAAUACAUGAGGAGGAUGAAUUUUUGUUCAUGUUUGAAGAAGAUAACUGCAACGAUUCGUAUGCAAAAUGUGUGCAGAACUAUGCAAAUGAGAAUGAAAAGUUGCAACUCCUAGUGAAUCAUGGUGGACCUAAACGUAAAAAUACAACAAGGCAUUCUGAAAUUGAUCAGGAUAAAGCCUGCCCUAGAACCUGCAAAGGCAGUCUGCGGUUGCUUUCCGAUCAGGAAUUUCUCUGUGAAGACAUAUGUAGCAUUGAGGAUAUAGAUCGAUCAAAAAGGGUUAUCGAGAAAAAGCAGGAGGAAUACCAUAAAUGGAGGUGUUGGUUUCUUGAUUGGAAAAAUCGUGAAAUAGUCCAAAAUGAGGAUAAAACCACAAUUGAACGUGAAGAGACUCUUGAGAAAAUAACUACAAAUUUGAUGCAUUGA